Molecule: messenger RNA, 2130 nt
Organism: Haliotis rufescens (red abalone)
Lineage: Eukaryota; Metazoa; Mollusca; Gastropoda; Lepetellida; Haliotidae
Product: tryptophan--tRNA ligase, mitochondrial-like
Exons: 7
Coding region: 27-1133 (368 amino acids)
Biological process (GO): mitochondrial tryptophanyl-tRNA aminoacylation
Cellular component (GO): mitochondrion; mitochondrial matrix
Molecular function (GO): tryptophan-tRNA ligase activity; ATP binding
Source: RefSeq, a predicted model, not a curated record
CAAAAUGGCUGCGCCCUUGACAAGGCAUGUGCCGGUUUGUGUACCAAUGUUGCAACAGAUUGGAUUGUUAUCCAGAUUGUCAACAAGCACAAACCCAGAUAAUAACAACAAGAAGGUACAUCCAUCAUAUAGCUUCCAAGUUUGCACAUUGUCCCCGAAGAGUAUUUUCUGGAAUACAGCCAACUGGCAUCCCUCACAUAGGCAACUACGUUGGCGCCAUUAAGAACUGGGUUCAGCUGCAGAAGAAGUAUGAUGAUGUCAUCUUCAGCAUCGUAGACCUCCAUUCAAUAACAGUACCUCAGGAUCCAGCUGGCCUCAGGGAGAAUGUCCUGGACAUGACAGCCUGCCUGCUUGCAUGUGGUAUAGACCCAGGGAAAAGCAUCCUCUUUCAGCAAUCUGCAGUGUCCCAGCAUGCAGAGCUGAACUGGAUAUUGAGCAGCCUGUGUACUCUACCUCGACUCAAUCAUCUGCCCCAGUGGAGGGAGAAAUCUGAAAGGCUGAAGGACCCCAGUGUUGGUCUGUUCACCUACCCUAUCCUCCAGACAGCUGACAUCAUCCUGUACAAGGCGACGGACGUGCCCGUAGGAGAUGACCAGAUACAUCACAUCGAGCUGGCCAGAGAUCUCGCCAAGGCUUUCAAUAGAACAUUCCAGGUCAUAUUUCCUAGACCUGAAGUUCUUUCAAGUGAUGCACCAAGGAUCAAAAGUUUGAGAAAUCCAGAAAACAAAAUGAGUAAAUCAGAACCAAAUGCAAAAGGUCGCAUCGACCUGACAGACAGUCCCGAUGAGAUCCGAGAGAAGAUAAAGAAGGCAGUCACUGACUUUACAGCAGUGUUGUCCUAUGAGCCCGAGGAAAGGCCAGGUGUGUCUAAUCUGAUUGACGUCCACUCCUCGCUCACUGGCCUGGUGCAGGAGGAGAUAUGCGAGGAGAACAUGUUGUUGAGUAAAAGUGACUAUAAAGCCAAGUUGGCUGACAUUGUCAUUGAACAGUUGGCUCCAAUUAGAGAGAAUGUGCUGAAACUAAAGGGAGAUAAGUCUCACCUGGAACAAGUGUUGAAAAGUGGGAAUGAGAGAGCCAGGGAAAUAGCGGAAGAAACUAUGAAGGAAGUGAAGAAGGCUGUAGGGUUGUCAUGACAACAGCUAGCUCAGCUGUAAUUACGGAACACUAACAAAGGACCAGUCUUAGUCAUAUUUGAGUGUUGUUCAAGAAAAUACGCAAUUGUAUUGUAUACAUCAUUCUAUCAUGAAUUUGGAAAUUACACAGUUUGUAUUAGUCAUUCAGGGGUUAUCAAAUCACAAUAAACCCCCUCUGAUUGAAACAGCCAAUUUAUUGACCGCAUCACCAUGGAAACUGAUAUUUAAUGAACAGAACUUCUGUUUCAAUCAUAACCAGUAGGCAUUUCAAAAUAAUUAUGUGUAUAGUUAUAGAUUACUAAAUGCAAAGUUGCAGUUACUUCAAUAUUCAAAGUGUGCAUGGCAAUAGUUGAAGAACAUGUUGUAUAUGCCUAUGUCAGUUUGAGUGGAUGCUUUUAUGAAACUGGAAGAAUGGACAAAAACUACUGAAAACCAUAACAAAAAUGGAACAUCGAGGUGAUGGUAUCAGCUACCCAAAACACACCGCUGAAUGCAAUCAGUGGUUGCACAUGCAAUACAUUACAAGUAACAAUCAGUGUGUUAUAUUAUAAAAUAGUUAAUUUCAGAUGCAACUUAAUUGCACUCUUGAAAAUUGAAAAUGCGAUUUUUUUAGAAAUAUUUCUGUGUGACCCCUAAAUAAUGACACAGUGUAACUGAAUUUUACCUUCGUGCUGUUUCUCUUGAUCAUUUUCAGUCUGGAAUUAAUGUAUUCUACAAAGUUGAUAUGUUGCCAUUGAGUGAUUUUGGGAACUUUAUUUUUUGCUUGGUUGAUCUGGAUUUUGUAGAAGAACAUUAAGCUGUAUAAUCAUGAUAAUAACCCAAAACUGUGACUGCCAUAUUUGACUCUGAGCUUAGGUUUCUCAACUUUUGAUAGGAUAUUCUAUCUGAGUGUCUAGCCUGGGGACAUGGAUUGAGAUAAAUAUGUUUUUUAUAUUGCCUUGGAGCUCAGACAACUUGAGUUUAAGAGAUUCAAAUAAAAAUAAACACAAAUAUUAAA